Zingiber officinale is the source of this 4075-nucleotide messenger RNA. Its product is annotated as transcriptional corepressor SEUSS-like. Lineage: Eukaryota; Viridiplantae; Streptophyta; Magnoliopsida; Zingiberales; Zingiberaceae. Gene Ontology annotation, cellular component: nucleus; transcription regulator complex. The transcript has 9 exons. The record is from RefSeq and is a predicted model, not a curated record. Gene Ontology annotation, biological process: positive regulation of transcription by RNA polymerase II; negative regulation of transcription by RNA polymerase II. The coding region runs from base 937 to 3606 and encodes 889 amino acids.
GGCAUGCCAUUCAGAUGACAUGAAGCGGCUGCAGCUGUUGACUAACACAUGGUGAGGAAAGGAUGAAGCAGGGGAAGAUAAAAGAAAGAAGCAAAAUGGUGCCGAGGGAGGAUUAAUCGAAUCCAAGAGAUCUCUGACGUCCGCUGGAACACGAGCAGAUCCUUCCUCCUCUCUGUCUCUCCGUUCCUCUCACUUGAAACCGGACGGAGCGUUUAUAAUCGCAUUUAAGACAAACCCUAAAGUCGGGAAGUAGACGCAAGACGAGGUGGGAAAAGGGAGAGACUUUCCCUUCAAUCUUGUUUGGUAAGGGAUUCGGAACUCGGUUUCUCGCACGAUAUCCUCGUUGUUUCUCGCUCUUCCUUUUUUCUCGUCGGAUCAUUGAAAAAGUUGGCUCCUUUUUGGUUCACUGCGUAGAGGUGUCACUUUCUGGACUGGCGUUGCGAUGUCUUCGUUGUCGGAGUCGGUGUUGCGAUUCGACUGCAGGUUGCAGCGGGCGAAGUGGGAAAGAUUAGCGUGAGGGAAGUCGCAGGCGAGGAAAGAUCAGAUAUUCAGCUGCUUUGGUGAUCCUUAGUUUUCAUUCCUGAAGAAAGAUCUAGCCUUGUUUCCACGUUGGUUUGAUUUUUUUUUUCUUUGGGCAUUUGGAUAAUCACUGGUUUCUCUUCCUUUCGGGUUGCUAUUUUUGGCUUGGAUAGCGAGGAAAGAUUUGGUGGAUUUUAGUUUAUAUUUCUUUGUAUAAGAUUCGCUUGUUCGGGAGUUAGUUGAAUGGACUAAUCCAUUUACCUUGGCUCUUCCACCACUUGGAAUUCAUCGUCUUGCCAUAUGUUUGAAGCGAAGGUCGUUUCCUCUCCUUCUUCGUUUACACAUCUGCAGUGUGAAAUCUGUAGAAUCGUCCCGAUUUAAGCAUCAUUUUUAAGGCUCCGUUUGGCAUCUUAAGCCAUGGUGCCACCAGGGUCUUCGAAUUCCAUUGGCGGGGCUCAGUCUGUUAACCCCUCCCUUCUCCGAUCAAAUUCUGGCUUGCUUGGAGGAUCCCAGUCAGCUUCAGUCCCAUCUCAGCCUCCUUUCUCUUCUCUGGUCUCCCCUCGGACCCAGUUAAACAGUAACAGCUUGCUUGGUAAUGUAACAAAUAUCCCACCACUUAGCAAUUCAUUCGGGAAUGGAGGGCCUAUUGGUGGACUUUCUUCAGCACCAACGAGUCUCCAGCAGCGUGCUGGAUUUGGUGCUGUUGAUACAGUUGGCUCAGCCGAGCUUAAUCCUAUGCCAUUCACAUCUUCGUCAGGUCAAGGACAGGGACAACAACAAUGUUUCCAAAACCUUUCAACCAACCAACUUGGUGCAAAUCAACCGCAGACUAAAAUGGAUGCAAUGCAGAAUUUCCAGCAGCAGAUCUCUCUUCCUCAAAAUCAGCAGCAGCUUCUUCGGGGAGGAUUGAGUAAUGUGGGUCACAUGGUGCCUGUUAAGAUGGAACCACAGAUGGGGCCUGUUAAGUUGGAGCCUCAAAUGGGACCUAAUAAUCAGAUUGGGCCAUCACAACAAUUACAGACAUUAUGUGGCAUUGGUGCAGUAAAAAUGGAGCCGCAACAAUUACAAUCCCUGAGAAGCUUAGGCACUGUUAAAAUGGAAAAUCAACAUUCAGAUACAUCAAUGUUUCUGCAACAUCAGCAGCAGCAGCAGAUUUUGCAGCUAUCAAGGCAGAACACUCAGGUUGCUGCAGCAGCUGCACAAAUGAAUUACUUGCAGCAACAAAGGAUUUUGCAGUUGCAGAAACAGCAACAACAGCAGCGGCAGCAACAGCAACAGCAGCAGCAGCAGCAGCAGCAGCAACAACAACAACAACAACAACAACAAAUUGUUAAGAACCUCUCUCAGCAACGAAGCCAAUUGCAACAGCAGCUUCUCCAGCAGAAUCUUCCAACUAGAACUGCAAUGAAACCAACAAUGUAUGAACCAGGGAUGUGUGCUCGGAGACUAACCCAGUACAUGUACCAUCAGCAGCAUCGACCACACGACAACAACAUUGAGUUUUGGAGAAAAUUUAUAGCCGAGUUCUUUGCUCCUGAUGCGAAGAAGCGUUGGUGUGUCUCUCUUUAUGGAACUGGUCGUCAAACUACUGGUGUUUUUCCACAGGAUGCGUGGCAUUGUGAAAUAUGUAACCAUAAGCCAGGACGCGGAUUUGAAACUACUGUCGAGGUUUUACCAAGGCUCUUCCAGAUAAAGUAUGCUAGUGGCACCUUAGAGGAACUUUUGUAUGUUGAUAUGCCACGUGAGUAUCAGAAUGCUUCAGGUCAAAUUGUAUUGGAUUAUGCCAAGGCAACUCAGGAGAGUGUCUUUGAACAACUACGAGUAGUGCGUGAUGGACAACUACGAAUUGUUUUUAAUCCUGACCUAAAGAUAUCUUCAUGGGAGUUCUGUGCUAGGCGCCAUGAAGAGCUCAUUCCUCGAAGGGUUAUCAUUCCUCAGGUUAGUCAACUUGGUAGCAUGGUACAAAGGUAUCAGGCUGCAACUCAAAGUGCAUCAUCAAGCCUAUCUACACAGGAUGCACAAAACACUUGCAAUUCGUUUGUGACAUCUGCUCGACAAUUUGCCAAGGCUCUGGAAGUUCCGUUGGUAAAUGAUUUAGGAUAUACAAAAAGAUAUGUUCGAUGCCUUCAGAUAUCUGAAGUGGUCAACAGCAUGAAGGAUUUGAUUGAUUUUAGCAAAGAAACUGGAGCUGGACCUAUGGAGAGCUUGAUUAGCUUCCCCCGUCGGACUUCAUCAGGGCUAGAAACUCAGCAGCCCCAACAAUCCGAGCAAAUGCAGAUCGUCACUCCGAACUCAAACCCUAAUGAUCCGAGCUCUAUUCAUACCACAAGCAUGCCGGGUUCUGCUGUCAAUAAUGAUGCUGUCGGUAUGAAUAACUCCUUUAAUGCUUCAUCUACGUCAGCAUCGUCUGCUUCAGUUAUCGCCCUCCAAAAUUCUAUGAACACCGGCCAAGAAAACCAAAUGGAUACUCUGGGCAGCACUCAUGCAGGAACUAAUAUUCCGAAUCCUUCUGCCAGUCCAUCGAACUCAGUACCUCUAUCUCAAUCCAAUUCCCUAACAUUUUCCUCUAUGAAACCCAAUGCGUCACAAAAUGUGCUUCGCCUGAACUCUAAUUCACCUGCAAGUUUGCCUACAAUGCAACAGCCAACAACACAACAUCACGAGAACGAUCCAAACGAAUCACAGAGCUCUGUCCAACAGAUUCUACAGGAGUUGUUGAUGUCUUCACAACUUAAUGGUGUCAGUUCAUUGAGGAAUGAUGUGAAGCCGAUCAAUGGGAUGGCGUCAAACAUGAAUGGGGCAAAUUGCUUGCUCGGAAAUGGGAUGCCCAAUCACUCAGCUAUCGGCGUUGGUGACUUUACAAGCAUGUGUGGGACUAGUCUGCCUUCUGUAGCAAGUGGGAUUCAAGCAACAAUGACAAAUAAUGCCAUGGCUAUGCAUGGAAGGGCUGGAGGAACGAAUCACCUCCAGCAGGAUCCAACAGCUAUGAACUGUCAACCACAAGACAUUAAUAACCGACUACUGGACAGGUUUGGAGCUGUUAACAACUUCAAUAAUCUUCAAUUUGAUUGGAAGUCCCCGCCGUAGCAGGUGUCAGAACAUUCAACUCCAAUUCGAGUAGACGAAAAAAAAAAGUCGGGUUGCACAUCACCAUAGAUAGAGAGAGCCAUAUACCUGUCUAUCCCACUCCGAAGCCUCUCAACUAAUUUCAUCUAAAGAUAACCUCAUAUUCGUCCUUGUUUCAUUUACAUGCUUUUUCUAAUUUCACUAGUAAUGCUUUCUUCUGCGUAUUAUGCUUCCAAGAACAUCUAUUUUAUCGGCCGGAUAUUUCAUAUUGGGAGGAUGCAUGGAGGGAAACCCUGGUAUGCAGGUCGAGAAAUCGUAAAAUUGCAGAUCGAGAUGGCCUUCAAGUGUUGUAGAGUGGUUUUCCUUUUCCCUCGAGGAUUUGUAUAAACAUCGACAGUGAUACUGUUGCAAUGUGAAAAGUUGAAAUCUAAAAAUGAUCACUCAAAUCAAAGAUUUGCUGAAACUCACAGGAAAUGAACAUUACAAUUCA